GUGCGCAAUCUCAAUCGCAGCUCAGUCAGCGUCCGCUUCGCUGAAGAUCGGCUUCGCUUCCAGUGCUCGGACAGAGAAGGGAAGGCUUUCGCAUUGGACUUGGAGCUCGACCAGGAUAUUGCUCCAGACCUGAGCAGAUGGGAGUUGCUAUCCAAAAAGGAGCGCUGGGGCGAGCCAGUCCUGAUGACCCUCGCGAAGAUUUUUCCGGCAGCCUGGCCUGCUCUGGUUCAUGAUCCAAAGAACUACCGGCAGGUCAUGGAUCGGGAUUGGUCCAGAGAUGAUGACAAGCUUGAGACAUCGGAGGACACUUUCUUUGAGGAGCAUGCUGAGUGCCCGGGGGUGGGUUGUGUCAAGACUUUGACAGGAAAAACAAUUACCUUGGACGUGGAAGCAAGCGACACAAUCGACAAUGUGAAGGCAAAGAUUCAGGACAAGGAAGGCAUCCCUCCUGACCAGCAGCGCCUGAUCUUCGCUGGCAAGCAGCUCGAGGAUGGGAGAACACUGUCUGAUUACAACAUUCAGAAGGAGUCGACUCUUCACCUCGUGCUUCGGCUUCGAGGAGGAUGCUGCUGGUUCUUUUCCUUCCUCAUCAUCCUUACGCUCCUUGAAUACAUCAUUCCUUUUCCGAUUUCCACGGUUGAUCAUUUCAAUGAUCUUUUUGAUGCCAUGCACUUGUGGAACCUCGGCAUGUUUGAUCCCGUUUCUGAUUCCGCCCUUGUUGGCCCGCAGCUCAGCAAGAAAGAAUCGCUGCCUGGCUUUGCUUGCUUGUUUGAGGGCAAAGCUGCGCGACACCAGGGGAUGGUUUUGUCAAACAGGCAAGACCUUCUUAGUGGGACACGCGCCGAGCUUCAGUCUGAGAUUCGCUUUGUACAGAGGUACCUUCCCCAACUCGCCACUGAGACCGAUCUGGAACGUUCCACGAUGCUCUCAGGUGUGGAAGCCGUGGUGGUUCUAGCUCGACACCAUGCAUGUGAGCAGUGUGGCGUUGCUGAUAGAACCUUCGCAGCAGCUGCGAAGAAGACCGCCGGAGCGAAAGAGGCUUCUGUGCUGCUCUUCGCCAUGGACGUCAGAAGCCGCGCAGCUCGGCCGCUUGCACGCCGACUAGGGUUACGCUGUCCGGAAGCUCCGCGCGAGUGCCGCUAUCUGGCUUUCUCUCGAUAUGGAGGCCUUGAGCCUGUGCUUCUUCGUGGACGGCACGAUGAAGCAGCUCUGUCAAAAAGCUUGGAGCUCCUCUCCCGCAAGCAGUUCUUCGAGUUGACCGCCGAGCAAGCCUGGGAGAAGCAAGCUCCAACUCGGAGCCUCGUCAUACUCCGUUCAGAUGCUACAACCUGGGAGAGGCAGGCUGUGCACCAGCAACGCAUGAAGCUUGACAUUGGCAUUCUGCAGGCUUCUGCGGACAGCGACUUCCGUGCGCAUGCUCUAGCCUUCCGCCCCGGCGAGGACCAGCCACGACACUUCCAUGAGGGCUCUGCUGAGGAGUUUCGCUCGUGGCUUCUGAAUGUGUCAGUCCCCUGCUUGGGUGAUGUCCGCGAGUUCGCAGACGAGGAACCGUAUGAGGACCUCGGCUUGCCCAUCGCAAAGCUCUUCCUGAAGGGAGGAAAGUUGGAUACCGCCGCGCGCAGCGCCAUGUUUCAGCUGUGCAGCCGCUUCUUUGGCCGAAUGGCAUUUACCGUCCGGAAUGCUUCUCUGGGGUCAUCAGAUUGGCGACAGCACGGGAUACCACCAGGUCGCUUUCCUGCGUUCGCAGUGGCCAUGAGCACCGCGUACAACACCCCCAGGUUCGGCUUCUUGGGCAUUCCCAAGAAUCAAACCGAGGAGUUUUGGAUGAGUCCAGCACGCCAACUCCUGAUCGAUUUUGUCGAGGCUGUCCUGCGCGAUGGUGUGCUUCCGUCAAGAAUGAGCGAAGCCCCCCCGGAUGAGGAGGACGAGGAGCCGCCGCCACCUGGAUCUGUUCAAAAGCUCGUCGGGAGACGCUGCCGGCAGGUGGUGGAGGACAGCAGCUCCGAAGUCCUCAUUGAGGGAUUCGAUGAGUGGCGGCGAGAUCAUGCUGACCGCAGUCGUCGCUUGGAUCUUCUCGCGCCACUGCUGAUGUCGCACAACAUCAGUGUGUACAGGCUUGACUUUGGACAGAACGAGGCUACGAGGGUGGAAGUCUGCAGAGAAAGUGGCACAGUUGAUGCCACGCCACUAUCUGACUUUCUUGGCACUGGUGGUCGCAAUCAAUCGGGCCCUGUGCAGUGUCCGCCGGAUGUCCUUCGAAGUAUCUCUGCGGGCUACUCCGGCUACUUCUUCGUCCAUCCCCAUGCCAGGCCAUGCUGUUGGGAUGACCGCUUAUCUGCUCCCGCUUUUUUCGAGCUGUGA
Symbiodinium necroappetens is the source of this 2361-nucleotide messenger RNA. The record is from the annotation of a GenBank genome assembly. NCBI's taxonomy places the organism in Eukaryota, Dinophyceae, Suessiales, Symbiodiniaceae.